Messenger RNA from Lizanozyma spartinae, 1137 nucleotides. RefSeq lists its product as uncharacterized. The coding region runs from base 1 to 1137 and encodes 378 amino acids. Gene Ontology annotation, biological process: regulation of transcription by RNA polymerase II. NCBI's taxonomy places the organism in Eukaryota, Fungi, Ascomycota, Pichiomycetes, Serinales, Debaryomycetaceae. The record is from RefSeq and is a predicted model, not a curated record. Gene Ontology annotation, molecular function: DNA-binding transcription factor activity; RNA polymerase II cis-regulatory region sequence-specific DNA binding. The transcript has a single exon.
AUGUUGAAACGUGACGAUAAUAUUGAACGUGAGCGUAAGUUUCAGAAACAUACUAAUCUGAAUGAAGAAAUUGCUCCAGAGAUCUUGAAUCAUGAUAAGCGUUCUGGUGGUAUGUCUCAUUCCUUAGGGGGACCAGGGUCAGAUACUACUGGUCACGGUUUAGCGGGCAUUAGUGAUAUCCAUUCUGUUGAAGUAGAAACAGCAGCUGAAGCUGCUGCAAGAGCUGCUGCUGCUGCUGAAGAAGUCACUGCUGCAGCAUUAGCAGCAGUUAGUGCUGGUCGUCUUGAUGGAUCUGGAGAAGAUCAUGGUAGCAUCGAUGAUAAGCUGUGGAACAAAGUACCACCUCCACUUAUGGCAGCGCCAAACCAACUUGGUGGUGCAACAGUUGGUCAACUUGGAGUUGAUGGUUCAAAUGGUAAUGGGAUGGGAGAUUCCGAAGAUGGUAGUAUUCAUGGUAAUAAGGUAAGACAAUAUCGCUCACCUUAUAUAUGUACUCGGUGUGACCUUACAUUUGAUUCUAUGGGAACUUAUAGAACUCAUAUUGCUCAUACACAUAGUAGUGCUAGAAGACACAUGUGCUUACUUUGUAAGAAGACAUUCAGUCAAUUACAAAAUCUUGAAAUCCAUCGUCAAAAUGUUCAUCGGAAUUUGGAUAAUAAAGAAACUGAAGAUCAUACAAAGUUGCAAAAUCUUCGUGUUUUCCAUUGUACAUUUCCUGCUUGUCCCACGACAUUUAAAAGCUAUAAAGAUAUGGUAGAACACAGAAUGAGAGUUCAUGAUCAAAUUCCACUUUUGAAGAAACCAUACCGGAAGGCAGAAAGACCAAAGGAACAUAAGUGUACUUGGCCACAAUGUGAACGAGCUUUUAUGAAGCUUAGUGAUUUAACCAGACAUCAAAGAGUUCACACCGGAGUUAAACCUUUUAAAUGUACUGUUUGUGAGGCUGCUUUUGCUCAAAAGUACCGGUUAACAACCCAUAUGAGAAGUCAUACAGGAGAGAAACCAUUUAUAUGUAAGAUUUGUGGGAAGUAUUUUGCUCGUGGAGACAGUGUACAAUCACACACAUUCUUGGUUCAUAAGCAAGAGUUGCAGCAAUUACAGGAGAAGGCUUAUGCCACUGAGCAACAACAAAUGUGA